Pyrus x bretschneideri (Chinese white pear) is the source of this 3746-nucleotide messenger RNA. RefSeq lists its product as uncharacterized. The transcript has 3 exons. Gene Ontology annotation, cellular component: nucleolus. Gene Ontology annotation, molecular function: histone H3K36 demethylase activity; histone H3K4 demethylase activity. Bases 40 to 2352 code for a protein of 770 amino acids. The record is from RefSeq and is a predicted model, not a curated record. NCBI's taxonomy places the organism in Eukaryota, Viridiplantae, Streptophyta, Magnoliopsida, Rosales, Rosaceae.
GAGUUUAAGCUCAACUCCCUUCACCUACUAGAAAGAUAAAUGGAGAAUCGCAGCAAAAGAAAAAGAAAGCCGGAAUCCGACGACAUUAGCGACGACACCGCCUUCGCCGUCGUGCUGGCCGCUCUUUCAUCUCUGAACCCCAACUCCCUCCGACCCUUAAUCAAUAAAUGCCUAAACAAACUCCACCGCUCGAUCACCGAUCCCACCCUCUCUCUUCUCCCAACUCUCCUCACUUUCAACUCUCCUGCAAUAUCUCGCCGUGCCGCUGAGAUGGUGGGGUACGCAGCCCUGCAGUCCUUGGACAUGAACCAGAGGAUUGCUUCCGAUGCUGACAUAAUCAAUAGCUUGCUCUCCGCAUUGGCCAGCUCCAACACCGGCGUCUCAGUGGCUGCCUGCAAUGCCCUUCUGGAUCUGUGCACCACUGGUUUCGGACGGUAUCGUUUGCUCGAUUCCUCUGCGCUUCCCAGGAUUCUUUCUGGGUUUCUUCAGGUUCAUAAAUCUUUGGAAAAUUCAGUGUCUUUUUGCUCUGUUUCUGUGGAUAGUGGGGGAGUUAUCGCUCCUAAAAUUGGGUUUAAGGGAGAUGAACUUCCUGUGUUACUUCUUAGUGCUGCAGUUCUUCUCAUCAAUACCUGUAAAAUUGAGCAAUUGGAGAACAUCCCAACAAACUUCUCUCAUGUUUUUUUCGCCUUCAUGAGAAAUCUGUGGGUAAAAGUGCGGAAUGAAAUGGUGUUCGAAAGCCAAUUAGAGUCCACCCAAGGGGGGCAUUUACAUAUUAGCAACAUUAGGAUUAGUGAUAUAGCCGAAACCCUUUUUAGGCUUUCCAUUUGUGCCUCUCAGCUUAUCAAGCCUUUGCCUUUUCAUGUGGUUGAAAGGGAUAUAUUUGGAUUCUCUGAGUCUGGUUUUAAGGAUUUCGUAUCAAAUCAGUGGGAGGUGUCACCAUUUCUUGUGCGGCGUGGGCAUCCAGAAGGGGAUUUAGUUGAGGAGAAUGAUAUUUUUGGACCGUUUGUACGAUCACUAAACUCAACAGGAACAUUUCCUUCCUUUCUUUCUUCUAUGCUUCCGAGGAUGGUUUCUUGUCUCCCUAUUGCUUCUGAUGAAUUUAACAUCCUUACUUUCCUAGAGGAGGUGAAAAAUAAAUUGGGUUGCCUUCUAACCUACCAGCAGGACAUUCGGGUUCUAAGAACAGACUGCCACCUUAAGAGGGAGGAACAUUUUUUUCAGAACAGUUUGAACUCUUGUUGUACAAGGGAUCCUCAUUAUCUUGGUGUUAAAGAUGUUUUAAAAUGCGAAGAAGCAUACAAGGAAGGUUAUACAGUUGCACUGCGUGGAAUGGAGUUCCGCUUUGAGAGCGUUGCAGCUAUUGCAGAUGGAUUGGCAUCUCUUUUUGGUCAACCAUCAAUUGGUGCCAAUAUGUACUUGACACCACCUAAUUCUCAGGGUUUGGCCUGCCACUACGAUGACCAUUGUGUGUUUGUAUGCCAACUUGUUGGGACUAAGAAAUGGAGACUGUAUCCUCAGUCAAAUGUGCAUUUACCUCGCUUGUAUGAUCCUCUUAAUCAACUACAUGCUUCAGAAGUGCAGAGUUCACCAGCUGAAUGCAAACAAUUUUUGCUGAGAGAAGGUGAUAUUUUGUAUAUUCCCAGAGGUGUUCUCCAUGAGGCAUGCACGGAGAAUGUUAGUUUUGAUGGGUCUGAUGGCAAUUCCUUACACCUUACACUCGGUAUUGAGGUUGAGCCUCCUUUUGAGUGGGAGGGAUUUGUUCAUGUUGCACUCUUCAGUUGGAACCAGAACCAAAAAAAAGCUAAUAACCUUUCCAAGUCUUCAUCUGGAAUUAUUCAUGAUAUAUCUGUGAAUUUGUUGCACGCUGCUAUUGUGCUGAUUGACGAUUCUGAUUCUACCUUCCGGAAGGCUUGCUUGGUUGCUUCGGUGUUUUCACAAUCGCAUAUCCAUAAUUGGCUUGAUUUAAACCAGCGAAUCAUUUUCUGUCAGUUGAUUGACAAAAUUAAAAUAGAGUCACAGUUCUUGAAAGUGUUCAGGAAUGUAGAAUUAGCAAUUCAGAAAGGCGAAGAUCCUUUCCAACGAAUUAGAUGGCUUGGGUUUCUUAAUACGGAGGAGGAAAGCAGUCCAAAUUGUGAACGGAAUAUGCAUUUGAUGGGGAUGAAAAACUUGUUCACAUUGUGCAGUCAACAUAAAGGCAAGGUGGAAGCUGCAUUCCAGCAGCUAACAUCCAGGUUUAGUAGUGAGGUGAUAUUUGAGGAUGCAAUAGAAAGGUAUAAGAUACUGCUAGAGACAUAUAGAAAGGCCAGAAAGCAAUAUAUGAAUGGGAUGGUUUCACUGCACUAUCAAUUAUGAAUUUAGUAACAUAUUCGCUUCCUCCUCUCUGUUCCUAAUUAUAGCUAGUUCCGACAGUGUGAGACCCUGAUGGAAGGGAAUGAAUCAACUCCGUUUUGCACAGUGGGAUCUGAUUCAUACGUCAAUGAUCCAGCUUUAUACCUAAUGUAGCCAGUUUACGGUUAAAGUGCCAUUCCAUAACCUAUGGCUCAAGGUACGUCAUUCUUCACUUGUUGACUUGGUUUAUUCUUGUGAACAAACAGCUAUGUAGGUAGAGCGAAAUGAUGAAAAGAAAAAUGAAUUCCGCAACAGUAUUAAAGACAACAUUAAUCAAGUGUUCCUUAAUGAGAUAUAUAUAUAUAUAUAUUUUUUUUUUUCAUGAAUCCUUCAUAAGAUAUAUAAGUACAUCGUAUCUGCAUACAUCUCAGUCUAGAAGGUUCAGUACUGGUCUAUGGUGUGGGAUGUCUGGGUGUUGGAUUUGGAUGAGUAGUCACUCCAUGAUAAUCAAUGUGAUAAACAAGCUCGUCUAAUUCAUUGUUACUGUUUGCAUGUUUGAUUGCUAGUGGAAUUUCUUUGACUUUGGAUGCUUCUGACUCUCCAUCUUCAUCAAUGUCCUACAUGUAACACAACCUCAACGAUGGUUUUGGAUAACAAUAGAAUACGAACACAACAUCUAUUAAAAAAACUUCAAAAACAGAAUCAGAUGGUUUCAAGCUACAAACUUGAAGUGAAAUUACAAUGUUUUCCGUCACUAAACAGACUGUUCAGGAAGAACUGAACAUUAUGAUUGUUAACUCAUGAAAGACUGACAUGCUUGAACAGGAUUCAUUUGGCAUGUUAUCUGAGAACUGAAAAGCUAGAGACCUGUUAUGAGGAAACAGAAGAUGAUGAUACACAAAGAUUUCAUCAUUUAUACAGCUGAAAUGAAAAGCUUCCUGUACUUAGGGAAGGAAAAGUUGGAGCACCAAUGUUUGUGUGUGUGUGUAUAAUAUAUGUAUAUAUAUUGAGAGCAUUCCACUGUGUGUGUGUGAGAGAGAGAGAGAGAGAUAAUUAUUGAUUAAGGGACUGGGGAAACAUGUCUGAGCCCAUGCUUGUGAUUCUGUUGUUAUGAGAGAGAGAGAGAGAGAGAGAGAGAGAGAGAGAGAGAGAGGGCAGCCCAGAAUGGUGUAGACAGGUGUGUCCCCAGGGUCUAUGCUGUUACCAAAUUUACUAUCUUUGGUGAAGACUUACUUGUGGCUUAAUAAUGUCCAACUGGAUUCCCGUCUGGUGUUGCAGGGCAGGUAAAGAGAAGAAACUGAAAUUCACCUUUGUGUUUCAUUUCAAACAAAGCCACUCACGAUUGAAUCACUAACCAUGUUUUGUCCUCACCAACAACUAAUUAUUUUUCCCAUGUCAAUCUUUGGCUGCUUUCCCCA